AUGUUCCUUUUAUAGAUGAUAUUAAUAAUUUUGUGCAAAAAAAGUUUGAAUUCAGUUAUGUUUAAUCUGGAAGGAUUUUAUCUUUAACAUAUCUAGCUUUUCUAGCUUUUGGUAUUACUGUAAUAUAUAAAGUCAAUAUGUGGAAAAAAUGGGCCAGAGACGAUUUUUUAUACAUCUUUUUUUCAAUCGCAAAUUUUCUCUUUGGAUAUACGAAUCUAGGUUACUAAUUGGUUUUCAAUCAUCUCUUUGAUUAAAUUAGAAAUAUCAUAAUUUCUCUAUUGUUGUGUCUUAAUACCAUCUAUUUAGUAUUUAGUACAAUAAAGAGUUUUAGGAACCGUAUUUGGAAUUCUAGGAAUAUUUACUAAUUCUUCAAUGGCAUUAUUUUCAAUUUUAGCUGGUUACAUUUUAGAGAAGGUAAUAUAAAAUAAGAGGAAUAUUUAACAGCUGGAUUCUUUUGUAGUGGAGUUUCAGUAUUUAUUUUUGCACUUUAUUUUUUUUGUUUAAUAAAGUUCAACUAUUUUAGAUUUUGUAAUCUUGAAGUUCCAUCUGAAUAGGAAGAAGCAAUUUUAACAAAUAUACAAAUAAUAAAAUAAUAAAUAAUUAGAGAUUUUUGAGACAUUGAUGAUGAUUUAUUAAAAAUAGAAGGAGAAAAAAAUUAUGAUGAUGAUGAAAAUGAAAAAAAUUAUUAGAAGAAUUUAGAUUUUUGUUUUCAAGCAAAUGAUUUUCAAUAUGAAAAAUAGCAAGAUAAUAAAGCAAUCUAAGAAAGAAGAGGAUCUUCAUAUAGUUAAUUAAAAUAAUAAAAUAUGA
Paramecium sonneborni is the source of this 807-nucleotide messenger RNA. The record is from the annotation of a GenBank genome assembly. NCBI's taxonomy places the organism in Eukaryota, Ciliophora, Oligohymenophorea, Peniculida, Parameciidae.